Fonsecaea nubica is the source of this 780-nucleotide messenger RNA. RefSeq lists its product as hypothetical. The transcript has 4 exons. The record is from RefSeq and is a predicted model, not a curated record. NCBI's taxonomy places the organism in Eukaryota, Fungi, Ascomycota, Eurotiomycetes, Chaetothyriales, Herpotrichiellaceae. Gene Ontology annotation, molecular function: hydrolase activity. The coding region runs from base 1 to 780 and encodes 259 amino acids.
AUGACCUCCAACAGACCGGAUACCUGCUGUUACAAAGGUUUCAAGCAUGAAGGCGAAGCAACGGGUCAAAUGGAACAAUGGGGCGAUUUCGAGGUCUAUGUCAAAUACCCCGAGAACAAGUCGACGGAGAGAGCGAUUCUCUUCUUGACCGAUGUAAUUGGCCACCGCUCCAUCAACUCUCAGCUCCUGGCCGACCAAUUCGCUGCCAACGGAUACUUUGUCGUGAUGCCUGACCUCUUCUACGGCGAUGCAAUCGAGUUGAACCAGCUCGGCGAGCUCGAUAUUCCCAAGUGGUUCGGAGGUGGAUACAGCGCCCGGGGCAUUGGACACGACGCGUCCAUCGUCGACCCGAUUGUCGAGACAUGCUUGUCUCAGAUGCGGCUCAAGCACCACUGCAAAAAAAUCGGCGCUGUGGGCUACUGUUUCGGGGCGAAAUACGUCGUCCGCUUCCUGCGGCCAGACCAAGCGAAGAUCGACGUCGGUUACGGCGCACACCCAAGCCAGAUCGCAAGGGACGAGCUGCAAGCUAUCAAAGGACCCUUCGCCAUCGCCGCGGCGGCCCACGACCACGUGUUCCCGCCCGAGAAGCGCCAUGAAAGGCAUCCACAAAAUCGCCCUUGGUUCGCCUUUCUGGCCAUCACCUGUGACGACCGGAACUGUCAGAACCUGGUCGGCGACGCCCUCAAGGCCAUCUCUGACAAGGCGUGGAUCACCACGGAAGAACGAAGCUCCGCGAUCGGCAAGAUGGUCGACGUGAUAAUGGAGGCGCCUGAGGAAUGA